Xyrauchen texanus (razorback sucker) is the source of this 4893-nucleotide messenger RNA. Its product is annotated as abl interactor 2-like. Gene Ontology annotation, cellular component: lamellipodium. NCBI's taxonomy places the organism in Eukaryota, Metazoa, Chordata, Actinopteri, Cypriniformes, Catostomidae. Gene Ontology annotation, molecular function: SH3 domain binding. The transcript is spliced from 12 exons. The record is from RefSeq and is a predicted model, not a curated record. Bases 392 to 2158 code for a protein of 588 amino acids.
CUUCAGUGAGUGAUAGAGGGACAGGGGAGUGUGAUGGUGUUUUCCUCCUGCAUGCUUCAGUGAGUGAUAGAGGGACAGGGGAGUGUGAUGGUGUUUUCCUCCUGCAUGAUUCAGUGAGUGAUAGAGGGACAGGGGAGUGUGAUGGUGUUUUCCUCCUACAUGAUUCAGUGAGUGAUAGAGGGACAGGGGAGUGUGAUGGUGUUUUCCUCCUGCAUGCUUCAGUGAGUGAUAGAGGGACAGGGGAGUGUGAUGGUGUUUUCCUCCUGCAUGAUUCAGUGAGGGACAGAGGGACAGGGGAGUGUGAUGGUAUUUUCCUCCUGCAUGCUUCAGUGAGGGACAGGGGAGUGUGAUGGUAGUAUUUUCCUCUUGCAUACACCAGUAAGAUGUGAAGAUGGCGGAGCUGCAGAUGCUGCUGGAAGAGGAGAUUCCUGCUGGUCGAGGAGCCCUGCUAGAUAGCUACACCAACCUCGAGAGAGUCGCCGAGUACUGCGAGAGCAACUACAUACAGUCUCCAGAUAAGCACAGAGCUCUAGAAGAAACCAAAAGCUACACCACUCAGUCUUUAGCCAGUGUUGCAUAUCUGAUCAACACUCUCGCCAACAAUGUGCUCCAGAUGUUGGACAUACAGGCAUCCCAGCUAUGCCGGAUGGAAUCCUCCAUUAACCACAUCUCACAGACGGUGGACAUCCAUAAAGAAAAGGUGGCAAGGCGAGAGAUUGGCAUCCUCACCACCAAUAAGAACACGUCUCGCACACACAAGAUCAUUGCACCAGCCAAUCCUGAGAGGCCUGUGCGGUACAUCCGCAAGCCUGUUGACUACAGCCUGCUGGAUGACGUAGGCCAUGGUGUGAAGUGGUUACUAAGGUUUAAGGUCAACGCCCAGAAUAUGAAAACGGGUACGACUCCACGCACAGCUGCCCCUACCCAGAAACCACCCAGCCCUCCUGGCACUGGCAAAGGUACCAUCAGUGGACUUCAAAAUAUUUUAACCCUGCCCCUCGGCAGACGGCACUCCCCUUACCGGACACUCGAGCCAGUGCGUCCACCAGUCAUCCCAAAUGACUACGUUCCAAGUCCAACACGCAACACUGCACCACCCCUGCAGAGCCCGGCUAGAACUGCUUCCGUUAAUCAGAGGACCCGCACGUACAGCAGUGGCAGCAGUGGAGGCAGUCAUCCCAGCAGUCGCAGCAGCAGCAGAGAGAACAGUGGCAGUGGAAGUGUGGGCGUGCCUAUCGCUGUUCCAACCCCUGCCCCGCCCACAGUCUUUCCUGCUGCAGGUACUGUACCUGCCCCUCCCAAUCCCCCCAAACCUCCACCAAAUGUUACUAUCCCUUCACCUCCUGUACCCCCACCACCUUCCACCCCUGAGCCAGUGCCCCCUGCCCCUGCUUCUACCCCUGCUCUGCCAGCAGAGGGCCCUCCGGAGAUACCACCACCCCCACAGCUGCCCCCUACCCUUCCCAUUAGCACCAACACCAGCCUUGUUGCUGCAACUAGCACCCCCGCUCAAGGCAAUGGUGCUCACUUUUACAGUAUGAAUCGGCCAAUGACACGGCAUGCUACGCCCUCUGUGGGAGGUUCCCUGCCCUAUCGCCGGCCAUCAUCAGUUACCGGACAGCCUAACAACAUGCCUCAGAACACAAAUCCAAACAUGAUCCAAAACCAGCUCAAUGGAGGGCCGCACUACAACCAAAACCAUGCCCCUAUGGCCCCUCCUCCCCCCUCUGUCCUUCAGAUUACUCCUCAGCUCCCGCUCAUGGGCUUUGUGGCUCGAGUUCAGGAGACCAUCUCAGACGCACCCCCGCCACCACCUCCUGCAGAAGAGGUGGAGUUUGAGGAAGCAACCCCACCGCCGCCUCCUCCAGAGGACUAUGAGGAUGAUGAAGGUGAUGAGGAGGAAGAGUCGGCAGUGGUGGAGUACAGUGACCCUUACGCAGAAGAGGACCCGCCAUGGGCUCCUCGCAGUUACAUGGAGAAAGUGGUGGCGAUUUACGACUACAUGCGUGAUAAAGAAGACGAGCUGUCCUUCCAGGAGGGGGCGAUCAUUUACGUCAUCAAGAAGAAUGACGAUGGCUGGUUUGAGGGUGUGAUGAGCGGCACCACAGGCCUCUUUCCUGGGAAUUACGUUGAGUCCAUCAUGCACUACGCUGACUGAGCCACGGAGUGGCGCCACUUCUCCUGUUUCUCAUCUUCCUCAUUCUUUGGGUGUGCACAUAACACACACACACACACACACAUAGGAACACAAAUAAACUCAGCUACACUACAUCAUGCACAGGCUUGUUGCAGACAAACAAACUGUGGACGGAGAUGACUUGGAGAGCAGCGGCAAAGAACUGAGGCGUUGGCACAUUGGCAAAGAGGACGGUUCCUCAAGAUUAUAAGGGGAAAAUAAACUAUUGAAAUGUGUUAAGAUAAAUUCAUAAGAACAUUUAUUCAUCUCUUAUUUUGAAUCUCUUAGAAACAUGUAUCAGAAAAGUGUUGGGUAUGCUUGACUUGUGUUGAUAUUGAUUGCUUUGGCUCCUGUUCCUCCUCUGCUAUGGGGGAACGGUCAUAACACAGUGGAAGAACAGUUAUCCACGCUCAUGCCGUCAUGAAGUUGCUCGGGUGAAGGAAGUGGGAUGGGAAGAUGGGCAUCUUGGACAUGCAUAAUUUUUUUACAUCACUUAACUGUACCAGCAAAUGAGAGAAAAGCUUUUGCUAAGAAUGACACAACAAGGAUUUUAUUGUCCCAGGUCGUAAAGAAAUGCAUUAAUUUAGGUCGUCUUAUAUACUUGUUAUUCAUUGCAUUUGGGGUGAUAUUUAUUUUUUUAAAACUCUGUUACAUUUAGGAUGCGGUUCAGAUUGAAAUCUUUAGCAGAAAGAUAUACCAAAGGAUUUCAGUGACGGUUUGGAUCGUGAACAGGACCGAAAACAACCUUAAAAUAUUUACUUUUCACCAUUCCUUUACAUUCAUUUCUUUCCAACAAAGAUGUUAUUGCUUGAAAAUGUUUGCAAGUAUGUGUAUUCUUUAUAUGUAUGAUAAAAAAAAAACGCUAUUCAGUUGUUCAGGAAGUUUGUGCCAUAAAGAAAUAUAUUUAGAUGGUCAUAUUUUUGGACAUGAGAGGUUUUCACGAGUCUCAGCACCAGAUGUGGUGUUCUUCAGGAAGAAAAUGUGUAUUGUGAUCUUUGAUUCAUCCCUUUGACCAGCUGUGGACUUAAAGAUGCAAGACUAUUCUAUAUGUGUGUUAUAUAUUGAUUUAUAUUACAGAAUUACUAUUGUGUUGGUGUGUGACUGGUGUAGAGACCCCAUUUUAUCUGCAAUAACUAAGGCACAGUUGGAACGUCCUCAGUCGAUGCGCUUGAGAUCUUUUAAGCACAAGAUAAAUGUGAUCUUAGGGAGACCUUAUAAAAUGUGAACUGACUUGCAGAUGAAGUUAUGGUCAAGAAAUGAAAACAGAAACCAGCCCAAACUUUAAAACAACCUCUGACCCACAUGCAGAUAAUGUGGAAGAAACUACUAAUGCACAGAAACCUUUUCUAUAAAGUAUUUCAAUGUCUAUAUGUAAGUGCGUGUGAGUGUGAAACUUUGAUUUCACUGUUUAUAGAUUGUUGGUGACUGACUCGCUUGUCUGUGUGCAAAUCUUUACUUUCAAUGAAAGGUCUGUGGCAGUGCGUGUGUGUGUGUGUGUGAAAUGAGUCUUGCAUGUUGAUAAAUUCUGUGAUUUUCCUGCUGAUGGAGAAUAAACUGGAAAUAUCUGGUCAACUGCCUUAAAGCGUCAUUGAACGUUUUCUUGGGUAGGUUAUUGUACAAUUUUGCAUAUCUAGAACAGUCUACGCUGCACUUGAAACCAUAAAAAGCAGAAUUGAAAGAUUAAUGCAGCCACUGUCUUUGCACUGGAAUUACAAUUGCAAGAUUUUCCUUGGCAGCACAAAGACAGACAGGGAGAAUAAGUGGUCAAAUUUUUAUUAGUAUUAAUAGGUUAACAUUAAAACCUUUUGGGUUAUGUACAAAGUAUAAAUCAUUCCAACUGUAGUUCAAAGACUGACAUUUAAGUAAAUUUACAGAAUUCAUCCAUCCAACUUUUUCCCCAAAUGAUGCAAAAGUUACACAUUUUUUUAAUCUGCAUUUUGACAUUUGAUUUAUUUUGGAUAUGUGUUUUUUUUUUAAUCAAAAACUGAUGUGUCACAUACUUUAAAUUUUUUAUCCUAAAUUACAUUUCUUUAAUAUAGGACAUGUUUUAGUAGUAUUUUCUCUUACAGCAGAGCCAAAUCUGUCAUUUUAAAACAACUAAAUUGCAACUAGUACAAAAAUCAAUUCUACGAUUAUUCUUACCAUGUUAUGAAUAAGUCAAUAUCUUCUAGUAUAUAAUCUAGAGUUGGUGACAGUAGUUCACAUUUUUAAAAGUGCACCAUUCAUGUCAUGCAUCUUUUUAUAGAUUUCCUCUUACAUUUAUCAUUUGUCAGUCCUUCCACGGUCAAUCUGUUACUAGUUUAUUUUACAUUAACCCACACACCCUGUUGGAGACUUCAAACUCCCCGCUUAGAAACCCAAACACAGAAAAAUACAUUACUAGGAGAGACAAACAUGUCAAAACCUUUGCCUACACAUAAAUGAUUCUAUGCAUAAUAUUGCUCUAGGCGUUCAGUCGCGCACUCUCUCUGUAAUAUUGAUUGCUGCUAUACAGAGAAACACAAAUCACGCACACGUGCACACGCGCAUACAGGGGAAACAGAAAAAGGUUUAAUGGAAGGAUAGGAAGAGUCAGAGUGGAAUUUGUCCAAAGUGGUUUAUCUUGCUACCCAGCUGACAUCUGCACCCUAUGGCUCACAGAUCAGCGUCUCCGUCACAAAAUUGUUCUCAAAGUGGCGGAUCUUGAGGCAGUUGAGAGCCUCACGCUUCUGGAUACC